CAAGCGCAUCCACCAUAGUACUCGAUCGUUUAUUUUCUCAGCGUCUCUUGUCAAGUGAUGGACCAUCCAAAAUGGUCUCGUGUCCAAUCUGCGGCAAAGCGGUGAAACAGUCCAACAUCAACAACCACAUCGAUUCGAACUGUAUUGAAGACAUCGAACAAGACCAGCCUUCCACCUUCGCCUCAACUCCUGUCUCGUCGUUCUUCAAGACGCCCGUCUCUAAACGCGAUGGGUCCCUCCCUUUCUUCUCCUCCUCGCAACCCGUGCACUCAUCUCCCAGUGAGCCUCCUCGCCCUACGCCCCUGAAACGAUCCUUCGAUGGUACUUUGGCCUCAUCCACGCAGCCUGUGAACGGCCAUAGUCAAGAUCACAUACAUACACGAAACGAAGUGACGCUUCAAAAUGGGAUUGCUAGCGAACAACAAAACGGCGCAACCUCUGCCACCGCCACCACGACCGACAUCGCGCAACCACCACCAGCGAAGAAGUCAAAGACAAACGCAUAUGACAGGGCCGCACCCUUAGCAGAACGCAUGCGUCCCCGCACCCUCACCGCAAUCCUCGGCCAGGACCUUGUCGGGCCAUCUGGCGUCUUGACCUCCCUGAUCACAUCGGAUCGCGUACCGAGCAUGAUUCUCUGGGGCGCGAGUGGCACGGGGAAAACGACCAUCGCACGGGUGAUUGCGUCGAUGGUGGGCAGUCGCUUCGUCGAGAUCAACUCCACCAGUUCUGGGGUCGCCGAAUGUAAGAAGAUCUUUACCGAAGCAAAGUCCGAGUUGGGCCUGACGGGCCGCAAGACGAUCAUCUUCUGCGACGAGAUUCAUCGGUUCUCCAAGAGCCAGCAAGACGUAUUUUUGGGUCCAGUGGAGAGUGGCACGGUUACUCUUGUCGGUGCGACGACGGAGAACCCGAGUUUUCGAGUGCAGUCGGCGCUGCUGAGUCGGUGUAGGGUCUUUGUGUUGAAGAAGCUGUCUGAAGCAGAUAUUCUGGAGAUCCUGAGGCGGGCUGUGGGACAGGAAGGUCACCAUUACGGACUGCGGAUGCCGGGAGAAGGCGCGUCCAACGACGGAGCCUCGCGUAUAGUCGCAGAAGGAGACGGAGAGGACGAAACAGGCUCGGCGCUGGACCUGGUCAACAACGACAAGCUACUCAAGUACCUCGCGUCCUUCGCGGAUGGUGACGCCCGCACCGCUCUCAAUCUGCUCGAACUGGCCAUGGGCCUCUCGACACGGCCCGGCAUGACCCUGGACACGCUCAAACGCAGUCUGACCAAGACAAUGGUGUACGACCGCGCGGGUGACCAGCACUACGACACGAUCAGUGCGUUCCACAAGUCUGUGCGCGGAAGCGAUCCGGAUGCCACACUGUAUUAUCUCGCACGGAUGAUCGUGUCGGGGGAAGACCCUUUGUAUAUCGCGCGGCGGAUGGUCGUGAUUGCGAGCGAGGACGUCGGGCUCGCGGACCCAAGCUUGUUACCGCUUGCCACGGCGACGUACACGGCUGUGCAAAUGAUCGGUAUGCCGGAGGCGCGCAUCAAUCUCGCGCAUUGUGCCGUCGCGCUGAGUUUGAGUAAGAAGAGUACACGCGCCUACAGGGGGUUGGAGAGUGCGAUGAGCGCGUUACAGGAGCCCGGAGUAGCAGGCCUGCCUGUGCCGGUGCACCUGAGGAACGCGCCAACAAGGUUGAUGAAAGAACUGGGCUACGGGAAGGAGUAUAAGUAUAAUCCGGACUACGUCGAUGGUAGAGUGAGCCAGGAGUAUCUGCCUGAGCAACUCCGAGGGCGGAGGUUUCUUGGCGACUUGGAUCUUGGGGACAAGGUGGAUGAGGAGUUGCAGCAACAAGAGGAGGAGGAGCGGCUGAAGCUGGACCAAGGUGGGAAGAUUGAGGUGAAUGGAGACGGGUAUGCGGAUUAAAAGAGUCUGAUUACAAAAGCGACGCAAUGCCGGUGAUGAGUCGUGGGCAAGGCUAACUAACCCUUUUGGCAUACAGAAUAAUGUGCGGCAAGGACCGCAUACACAAACCCAUCUUGGGGAUCAUCAAGACGGCAUUAUGCAGGACCAGCGUCAUACAUAAGGAGCAAUCCAACCAUCAGAAAGCAAGGAUAGGGAGCCACAGCCACCAAAGAGCAAACUUUUCCUUCCAAUGUUGAAAGCCAAACGGAAAAGCUCUGUACCCGCCAGACACGACGACGACGUCGAUUCAUCGGAUGGGCACAGGCAAGACUCAUGGACUCAUUCAAACUCCUGACACUGCUUUGCCCCCUUCAACUCCGUCACCCACGGCAGCCUAUGCUUGACCCACAGCUCCGCCUCCGGAUCGCCGAGCUCUUCCGCCCCGCCUUUCGCCCUCAGGUCGCCUUCGCCGCCGUCAAGACAGCCCGCGAAAACAACGAGCACGCCAGGAAAGCCAUCGGGGGCUUUCUUGUACAGCGUGCUCGGGCAUUUUGCGCAGCCAAAGAAGUUAAUGCCCAUGCCGGUUUCGUGGACGGUCGAGGUUUGCCGCAAAGGCGUGUUGGUCCUGGACUGGAGCUGGAAGUCGGUUUUCCGGGCUGAGGUCUCAGCCGGUGAAUGCGCGUCAGGGUCGGGGACGAGAAAGCAUGUCGCAUAGGCGCUGCUGGUGAAUUUGCGGCAGGUCAAGCAAUGACACAAAGCCUGCGUGGAGAAGGAGGGGUUAGAUUUAAUACAUAUCAAACAUUCAACUUCCUGGAUACGGAGCCAUUAUGGCGAGGCGAGGGCAGGAACAGAGGAUGGUCAAACAUGGUGCAUGCACGGGGAAAGGUGGAAUACCUUGGCAAUGGGCUCGCCCGAGAAGGUGUAGGUGAUGUCGCCACACAGGCAGGAUCCGUUUAACAUGGUGGAAUGAGGUGUGACUACUCUUUGGAUGGACAAUGAGAACGAAUCAAGAAGAUUGGAUGAUGGUCAAGCAUGCGAGAGUCAGUUGCACGCAAGGUAUCAGGAAUUGUGAUGUGAUGCGUGGGAGAGAAGAGAACGGGAUUCAAGUCAAUCGCUCUGAAGUAGAGUUCUUUUAUUCGAUAUCUGAC
Exophiala xenobiotica is the source of this 3040-nucleotide messenger RNA. RefSeq lists its product as uncharacterized. NCBI's taxonomy places the organism in Eukaryota, Fungi, Ascomycota, Eurotiomycetes, Chaetothyriales, Herpotrichiellaceae. The coding region runs from base 72 to 1913 and encodes 613 amino acids. Gene Ontology annotation, molecular function: enzyme activator activity; single-stranded DNA helicase activity; DNA binding. Gene Ontology annotation, biological process: DNA-templated DNA replication; regulation of DNA repair; DNA repair. The record is from RefSeq and is a predicted model, not a curated record. The transcript has a single exon. Gene Ontology annotation, cellular component: nucleus.